AACAGCGGGAAGCAAGGAGGUGCAAAACAGAUUUCUUUGCACUUCCGGUGCAUUGCGUCCUCGCGUUUCCGGAGACAGGAGGGAGCUCGCGUGCUCUCGCGAGAGGCAGGGAAGGGCGCAGGGUUUGAAACAUGGCGGACGACGUGGACCAGCAACAAACUACCAACACCGUAGAAGAGCCCCUGGAUCUCAUCAGGCUCAGCCUGGAUGAGCGAAUUUAUGUGAAAAUGAGAAAUGACAGAGAGCUUCGAGGCAGAUUACAUGCUUAUGAUCAACAUUUAAAUAUGAUAUUGGGAGAUGUGGAAGAAACUGUGACUACUAUAGAAAUUGAUGAAGAAACAUAUGAAGAGAUAUAUAAAUCAACAAAACGGAAUAUUCCGAUGCUCUUUGUCCGGGGAGAUGGUGUUGUACUAGUUGCCCCUCCGUUGAGAGUUGGCUGAAACAAAACAUUUAUCCGUAUGGAAAACAGGAGUUGUGUGGUUGCCUCUUUAAAUGUAGAAGAUAUUCAAAAGAGAAACCUGCGUAAAUUUUGAUAUUAAGAAAUGACCAAGGUAUCUUCCACACCUGAAAUGAGUUGAUUUGCAGAUAACUCACAAAUUUUCAAGCUGAAUGGCAUUUUUAUUUUUCUCCAACCCUUACAAUAAAUGUGAUCACCAAGAUGCAGAACUCUUUUUUUCAGGAGUUGAUUGUUUUUUCAGACAGUUUGUUUUGUUUUUUUCUUUGAAUUAAAUCUGAUGUUUCCUU
Ceratotherium simum simum (southern white rhinoceros) is the source of this 744-nucleotide messenger RNA. RefSeq names its product LSM3 homolog, U6 small nuclear RNA and mRNA degradation associated (gene LSM3). Gene Ontology annotation, molecular function: RNA binding. The record is from RefSeq and is a predicted model, not a curated record. Gene Ontology annotation, biological process: mRNA splicing, via spliceosome. NCBI's taxonomy places the organism in Eukaryota, Metazoa, Chordata, Mammalia, Perissodactyla, Rhinocerotidae.